AUGAGGACCGAGAUCUCCACGGCGGCCGCGUUCGUGACCCGCCUCCUCCGAGCCGCCGGUGGGGUCGGCGAGGAGCAGCUGCAGUGCUUCUUCGAGUGCCUGCAGGAGGCGAUGUGCCAGCACUACAAGCACCACUGGUUCCCCCUGAUGCCCUCCAAGGGCUCCGGCUACCGCUGCAUCAGGAUCAACCAUAGGAUGGACCCCUUGAUAGGAAAGGCGGCGGGAAUGAUCGGACUGAGCCACGAGAGGCUCUUCCAGCUCUUACCCAGCGAAUUAACGCUGUGGGUCGACCCCUUCGAAGUGUCCUAUCGCAUAGGCGAGGAUGGGUCUAUCUGUGUGCUGUACGAAAGCGCCCAGCCUGGGGGAAAGGCGGUCAAACAGCUGGAGAGCAGGACCAGCUGCAAGGAGCGGAGAAUUGGCAGAUCCAGCCCUUCCAAGAGUUACAACAUGAUGACGGUUUCUAGUUAA
Cinclus cinclus is the source of this 468-nucleotide messenger RNA. Its product is annotated as protein BTG1-like. Gene Ontology annotation, cellular component: nucleus; cytoplasm. Gene Ontology annotation, biological process: negative regulation of mitotic cell cycle; negative regulation of cell population proliferation. Lineage: Eukaryota; Metazoa; Chordata; Aves; Passeriformes; Cinclidae. The transcript is spliced from 2 exons. The record is from RefSeq and is a predicted model, not a curated record. The coding region runs from base 1 to 468 and encodes 155 amino acids.